AUGGGUAAAUUGAUGCUCAAAGUGGGUCAUUUCAAUCAAGCUCAAGAACUCUACAAUGAAUUACUCGAGAAUGCCUCUAUUGAUAGCAAUAGAGCACAUAUCUAUCAUCAGCUUGGAUGGUUGAAAGACGAUCAAGACAAAUACCCCGAAGCAGCUAAAUUCUACGAAAAAUGCCUCGAAAUCUAUCGGAAAACUCUUCCAGAAAAUGAUGUUUCAUUAGCUUUUACUUAUGGUAACAUCGGUCUAGUGUAUAAAAACAUGGGUGAAUACUCGAAAGCACUUGAAUUUUACGACAAAGCAAAUAAAAUCAAUUAG
Rotaria socialis is the source of this 315-nucleotide messenger RNA. The record is from the annotation of a GenBank genome assembly. Lineage: Eukaryota; Metazoa; Rotifera; Eurotatoria; Philodinida; Philodinidae.